Neurospora crassa OR74A is the source of this 3530-nucleotide messenger RNA. RefSeq names its product developmental regulator flbA. Lineage: Eukaryota; Fungi; Ascomycota; Sordariomycetes; Sordariales; Sordariaceae. The transcript is spliced from 4 exons. The coding region runs from base 504 to 2804 and encodes 766 amino acids. The record is from RefSeq and is a predicted model, not a curated record. Gene Ontology annotation, biological process: intracellular signal transduction.
GUUUUAAGAAAAAAUCUACACCUCGCUGCCUUGCAAUCUUCCAUGGGGAAGACGGAGAAAGAAAAGCGUCCUUGCGUAACCAAGCCCGGCCAACUCAUCACCCAUCGCACGCCAUUUCGCUCCGCGGUUAUUUUGCGCAGGCCUUCUAUUUUCAGAAAGCCCCAGACCGCGACGACGGACGUUCCGACCUUAUUUUUUUCAACCGCAAGCUGCUGAGUGUGAUUUUCCGUGACAGGAGCUCAGAUUCCGCCGCCUGCUUCCCUCACCCAAGGGGUUCGCUCAUCACAACACCGAAGCAGCGGGUGCGCCUGUCUCUUAGCUGAUCGGUGCGGUCGUGCAGGGUGCCUCAGACUCCUUCUGUCGCCGUCGUCCUUUCACGCAAACUUUUGGGUGUCCUCGCGUGUGGUUCUGGGCCUUCAUACACGGUUCGCUCGCACAAUAGCAGACGCAGGCUGCGGCGAGAUUUCGUCCAACGGUAAGUGACAGGCGAGACAGGUUCAGAGAUGUCACACGAGGGCGUGGUCCAUCAGUUUGGGGGAAUUGGCGGAAAGAUGGCCGCAGGCUCGUCGUCGUCCCGCUCAACCAACUCUGAUUCUUCCUCACCAGUAGUCGCAUUGCAAGCAGGCCACCGAAGCACAGGUAGCACCGUCAACAGCAGUAAAUCCAGGAGUGCCAGCUCCAGCAUCAGCACUAUUAGCAGUAGCGCAAACACCGGCAGCGCACCAGCAACAGGAACCUCGGGAACCGCUUCAAAUACCCCCUCCUCCCACUCCUCCUCCUCCUCCUCCUCCUCCUCCACCACCGUCUCCGCUCUCGCCGGCAACACAAUCGCAAAGGCCAAGUCGAAUUCUGUCCGCGAUCCCGUUGCCAAGCCCCCAUACCCGGCGGUUUCAGGCUCCCAAACCCGACAGCAGGCGCACUCGCACUUGAGCUCACUGUCUGUUAGCUCCCAGCGCACUGGUGGCAUUUUCGCACUUGCCGCCGCCGCCCUUGACAAAACCUUGGCCGGUUUAGGAGAGCCUAGAAUCCGGUCACGUCAAUCAAACGGUCGUCUUUCCGCCGGCCCCGAGUCCCCCGUUGGCGGUCCUCUGCUGCCCGGCCCGGACAAGUCCUCCCGCUCCAGGUCCGCUUCCAGGUCUUCCCCCGAGGACGAAAGGUACUUGGCCUCCUCGCUAGUGCCCCGGGAUCCCAAUCCCCCUUCCCAGCCGUACAGCGAAACCGAUCCGAACAGACCUCUGCCCGUACGCGUCAGCCGCGUUGACAACAAGAUGCACCAAACUUCCUCGAGACUGUUGCGCAUGACGGAUGACGAUCGCCCGUUCACAAAGGAUUUCAAAGAUCUCUUUUCAACGUUGAUCGUCUCUCUUCUUCCCCUCUCCGCCCAUCGUGUUCGCCUGACCAAGGUAGAACACACCUUCCUGUCUGAGGAUGCCAUCAAUAACUUGGGCUCCCUCAAAUUCUCGCAGUCCAACCGCAUGCCGGACCCUAAGGAUCCUUCGCGCAUCGUGACCACUACGACCACAACAACCUUCUCAAUGGCCAAGGACAUGGCCCGUUCGAUAUGUCAAAGAUUCCUCGAGGCCAGGUUUAUCGAGUCUGCGGAUGGCAGAUACCAACAGGUAUACAGCAUGAAGGGGUCCGUAUGGCAGCUGACACCCAAGGGAAUCUCCAUUUUGGAUCGCUUCUGCUCCAGAAACGGCAUUCAACAGAAGCAAGUCGCCGAGCUCAUUGGAAAUUCGUUGCCUCAGAUCGUCAUUUUGGAGCGCAAUCCUCAAACUGACAAGGUGCUUACCGACCGCGCACUGAUUGAAGUCAUCUUCCGCCGGUUUAUUGGACCCAAUGGCUUCAACAUCAAGCAGAGCGUGAGCUCGGCGGACUCGGAUUCUCUGAGUGACUACAGGGAUGGUCUGACGGGUGUCAAGAUGGCUGCGGAACGCAAAGUGAACGGCAGGACCUACCGAGACACAUUCACUGGAAAGGCUGCAACGGACUGGUUGAUGGACUGUUCGACCGCAGUCGACCGCAGGGAAACAAUCGAAAUCGCCUCCCUUUUUGUCGAGUAUGAGCUCAUGGAGGCCGUUCAGCAAGACAAGGCCCACAUGCAACAAAACCCCGGCCACCACCUAUUUCAACCCACCAAGCACGCCAUCUACCAGGUUACACCCAAGGGCAAGGACCUUGUCAAUGGAGCGUUGGUUCGCGGACGGCCUUCUGAAAGUGAUGGCCAUUCUGCGUCCCGCUCUGUUGGCAUCGCGCGUGAUUCCAAUACCCAGCGCCUAGACAAGAUCCUCAACGAGAAUUCGUUGCGUCUGCUCUUCCGCGAGAACCUCCGUGAGACCCACUGCGAGGAGAAUCUUGCCUUCUACUUGGAUACCGACGAAUUUGUCCGUCAAUGCAGAGCAGCGAUCGACCUUGCGCAAAGAAGCCCCAACAGCGCGGCUUCCUUGGAUGGAAUCAAGGAGAUCAUGGCUCAGGCCUACGGCAUCUACAAUGCCUUCUUGGCCCCUGGUUCUCCAUGCGAACUCAACAUUGACCACCAGUUGCGUAACAACCUCGCGACACGUAUGACCAAGGCGGUGGGCCAGGACGUCACCAUGAUUGAUACGCUUCGAGAAGUCAUGGCGCUUUUUGAAGAUGCUCAGAAUGCUGUCUUCAAGUUGAUGGCGAGCGAUUCGGUCCCCAAAUUCCUUCGCAAUCCGAAGUACGAGCAGACGCUCAGGAACUACGACUUUGAUUCGAUUACGCCCGUUCAUGGCCAGGGACGCAUGGUGGAGCGCAGCCAGAGCAGGUCGAACCGCACGUGAAGUCUACACGCGUGUGUGGCCGAGAAUAGGUAGGGGACGAGAGACUAUCGACCCUGACCCAAGUCUUGGAAUAAAAACCCGAUUUCGAACACGUUCAGCAUCUUCUCUAAAAUAUGGGGAGCAGGCUUCUUGUCCUUGUGCAUAAGGGAGUCUAGGACUCCCGUGUUACUUCACUUGUCCUGGUGGCUAAAUAUCUACUAAUUUUGUUACCAUCUUUCCGGUUCACUUACUCUUCUUUGGAGAUAUUCGGCGUUCAAAGGAUAACACGCGACAUAGAUGGGGGGGAGCUGGUCACCUGCAUAUAGUCUCCAUUUACUUUGUCAUCUUGGGGAAGGUUUACGAACUGGUCAAGGGGGGUUUCUGACAGCAUAGGGAAGGUGGGCAAGGAAACGGACGGUUUGUCAAGGGAAAGGGAAGGGGUGAUCAAUUGCAUUAAGUUCGAUGGCACCAUUGUCCUUGGGGGCUGCACAAUAUUGUUCAGGCCAGGUGAUAAUCUACCCAUUACUCUAUAGAGGGCUUCCAUACUGGGAAGAUCCGUGUAUCAAUCAGUCUGCGUGCAGAAGAAAGCUGGCAGGGCCAGCUUAAGAAAGAGAAGGUAUGAAGGCAGAGGCCAACAAGACUUGUUUGUGUUGGUUGGGGGGAAUGAAGGACCGACAGUGUGUGGAAAGGCUCACUGACGGUGCUCUGUCCCAUACCUUGGACUCGCAAAAUUAGAAUCAGUUCAAC